This is a messenger RNA of Quercus robur (English oak), 1812 nucleotides long. Its product is annotated as protein NUCLEAR FUSION DEFECTIVE 4-like. Bases 8 to 1657 code for a protein of 549 amino acids. NCBI's taxonomy places the organism in Eukaryota, Viridiplantae, Streptophyta, Magnoliopsida, Fagales, Fagaceae. Gene Ontology annotation, cellular component: membrane. Gene Ontology annotation, biological process: transmembrane transport. The transcript is spliced from 2 exons. The record is from RefSeq and is a predicted model, not a curated record. Gene Ontology annotation, molecular function: transmembrane transporter activity.
GACAAGGAUGGAGUGGCUGACGCUGAGCAACAGAUGGAUGGCUACAGUGGCAAGCAUGUGGAUCCAGUUUAGCAUCGGUUCAUACACCUUCGGCGUCUACUCCUCAGUCCUGAAAUCAAGCCAAGGCUAUGACCAAUCAACUCUGGAAACUGUGGCUGUUUUCAGAGACAUAGGCUCAAGUGCUGGAGUCCUUUCUGGGGUUCUAUACACAGCCGUAACACACGGUAAUAGUUACUCUGGUUUUUGUGGGCCAUGGCUAGUCCACCUUGCCGGAGCAAUCCAGAAUUUCUUGGGGAAUUUUCUAACGUGGGCUGCUGUCGUGGGAUUAAUCAAACGGCCUCCGGUGCCAUUGAUGUGUCUGUUUAUGUUCUUUUCAAGUCAUUCUAUGCCGUUCUUUAACACAGCCAAUACGGUAUCUGGUGUACAUAACUUCCCUGAUUAUAGUGGGACCAUUGUGGGCAUCAUGAAGGGAUGUACAGGAAUUAGUGGAGCAAUACUAAUUCAAGCAUAUAACACAUUCAACAAGGGCGAGCCCAGCACAUUCCUUCUAAUGCUUGCUCUCUGGCCGACGUUUGUCUCCCUUGUGCUUAUGCUUUUAGUGCGAAAUUAUAAAGCCAACACAAGUGAUGAUAAGAAGUACUUGAAUGGUUUCUCUGCACUUGCUCUAAUCAUUGCCGGUUAUCUCAUGAUCAUGAUAAUUUUAGAAAACAUUUUUAGUUUACCUUUAUGGGCACGCAUAUUCUCCUUUGUACUUCUUUUGCUUCUACUCGCAUCACCUCUUGGAAUUGCAAUCAAAGCUCAGAAGGAGGACUCCAAGGGAUUUGUAGAAACACUUCCCUUUGAGAGUAAUACUUCAAUGGAGAACCCCAAGUCAGUGUGUUCCUCGUCUGACUCAUUUGUAGCAAAGGAUCUAGCAUAUCAUGAAUUACCUAGUGGUGAGGGUCAAGUUAAUACUGCUUUAGAUGAUACAAUUCUAUUUGAUGAAGAGGGUGGUAUGAAUCUUUUGCAAGCCAUGUGCACUGUAAACUUCUGGUUGUUGUUUAUUGCAAUGGUAUGUGGAAUGGGCUCUACGGAGGCUGUGCUUAACAACUUGAGCCAAAUAGGACAAUCUCUCAAUUAUACAACUGUGGAGGUGAAUAAUUUCGUCUCUUUAUGGAGCAUAUGGAAUUGUCUUGGCCGUGUUGGAGUUGGGUAUUUAUCAGAUUAUUUACUACACACAAGAGGCUUGGCAAGACCAUUGUUGAUGGCUAUUACUUUAGCAACAAUAGGUAUUGGCAACAUUGUUAUUGCUACUGGAUUUCCUGGAACACUAUAUGUGGGUUCGAUCAUAAUGGGCAUUUGUGAUGGUUCACAGUGGUCAUUAAUGCCCACUAUCACUUCGGAUUUAUUUGGAGUUAGGCAUAUGGGUACCAUUUUCAACACUAUAGGCAUAGCAUGUCCUCUUGGAUCAUAUAUUUUCUCUGUUAGAGUUAUUGGCUAUAUUUACGAUAAGGAAGCAGGUGGUGAUGAUCACUCCUGUUUUGGUGCUCGAUGCUUUAUGUCAUCUUUUUUUAUCAUGGCAUCCUUGGCUUUCCUGGGAUUUCUUUUUGUUGUUGCAUUGUUCCAACGUACUAAGAGCUUCUAUAUGCUCAGAAGAUUAAAGCAUUCUUUAAAAUGAUGAGAAGUAAAUCUGCAAACUUUGUGUACAAUGUCAUGACCUCCCAAUCAAUUGAUGUCAAUUGACAGCAUAAAGGUAAUGAGUUAUGCAAACUUUGUGUACAAGGUUAUAACCUCCCAAUUAAUUGAUGUAAAUUGAUAGCAUAAAGGUAAUUG